CUCUCUGCACUAAUGCCUGACCCCCAAAGCUGGGGCCCUGCUGCCAUUCCCCGCAGGCUGCCUGCUUAUAUUUGCUCUGUGUCUCUGGAGUGUAAUUCUGCCCCCUCUGCUUUUUUUUUAACAGCGCGAAUAUGAACAGUUAGAAAUCUAGGGAUGGAAGGGAUGAUAUUUUUCCUGCCUCAUGCGUGUUGCCUAAGCAGCAUUACAUAGAAAUGGCGCCAACUAAAGUGAGUCUGAGGGAGUGGGCUAACUUCUCCCCUGCUCUGUCUUGAGGAGUAGGGCUUGGUAUUAGCAGCUUUUCUAGCCUUACAGGCAGGGGCCUCCAGGAUCCAGGCUCAGGGAAAUGGAGCCCUCAGGGGUGCAGCCUGUGUGUGGCCCACUGUUUCACAGAGAGACUUUUGUUUUGUGACACAAUCUGAACUUGGAAGGAGGCUGGGGAAGAGCUUCUCCCCAGAACAGACUUUGGCGGGGGCAGAGCUCCCACGCUCCCUCAUCAGAAGCAGCAGUCUCCUCCUAGUCGAAUCAAGAAGGGCUUGGGUCCCACAGGAGGUGGAAGGUAUGGAGGGGAACUCACCAGUGGAGAAGAGAAGAGCUAUGAAGAAUGUGAAGCAGUACAGCAGGAGCACUAGUAGAAACAAGCUCUCUCUUGAGAGCACAUUGCCUGGCAGUGAUCUGUCCAAGGGAGUGGCAUUGGAGCCAGUAGGGCUGCGAGGGGAGCUAAGCAGAAGCCCUCACUCUGUUCUGGAGGGCAAAGUGAAGGCUCUGAAGGAGAAGAGAGUCACCAUGAAACAGGGAGGAGUACUAUCCCAGGAGCAUCUCUCUCCAAAGAAGACCAAAGUCAAGAAGGGGAAGCUCUUAUUGGGCCCAGCUGUUGUGGAGGGGGUCACUCCAGAUGCAGUGGUGGAGCCGCGGGCUCAGAUUCGCACCUACUUGACGGAUGUGGUGCUAGACAGUAGAGAUGAUGCAGACUGUGGCCAGCGUGCCAGGAGGGCCAUGCUCACAGGCCCUUGGGACAGCAACGUAGACUCUGUGAAAGGUCACAGGACAGUGGGAGAGCAUGUAGCCUUGAGCCAGAGUUCAGCUGAUGUGCUUUGGAGAUUUCCUACCCCAGGAAGCAACAUAAUGGAAAAUGCUGAGUACCCAGAAAGUGGAGGCAGUCGAGGUUCCCCAGAUGGGUUCUGGGAUGCAGGCUCAUCCAAGAAUGCUGUGUCCAGCAGCCAUAAAUCUUCCUUAAGAGAAAAUGGCAGACCUACCCUGCCAGCCUCCUGUGGAGAAGAGAUGACCCAGGCAACAGACUUUGAAAGCAUCCCAUUUGUGCUCAGAUAUGAUUCAUGUGGAGCAGCCUCCUCUGGACGGCUUUGGAGGGCAGACAGCUGGGACAGUAUUGGCAGCUCUGGGAGUACUGCCAGCGUGCUAUCUCUGGCUGAACGGGUGGAAAGGAACCGGAUGAUGUUGCAGGAGAUGCUGAGCCUGUCAGGACAGAGCCGUGGUCUGCAGGAGUCACGUACACUUCAUCGGCAUGAGGGGGAAGGUUCCUUACUAGCAAAGGAUGGACCUGGUCAUGAGCUGCUGGUGAGUGAUGUGGACUGGGACUCAGGUGUCUCCCUACAGGAUUCAGAAGGAUACAGGGCCUUUGUUUCCAGUCAGGAGCUUGAGCUGAGCCCCAGGCAUGAGCAGGCCAAGCAGCUGCUGCAGAGAGCCCGCAUGAAGGCCAGGACAAGCCCUCUCCGAGCCAGCCAUGACAUCCUUCCUGCUGUUACCCAGGACAGGCGGGAUGCUGGCAGAACCACUGCUCCAGACCUGAGGAAAAGCUUGACUCUGAAAGGUGGAGACACUCAUAUCAGUGGGAACCUAAGUGACUCCUCCAGCGGGGAGUCCAGUUGUGGACAGCGCAGAAAGCGAGGUCCUUCCCCAUCCCGGGUGCGUUUUGAGGAUGAGUCUGUCCGGGAUGCUGAGGUGCGCUACUUGGAGAGGUUGCAGCUGCGCCAGAAGCGGGUUCUGGAUUCAGUCCUUUUAUCCCUGGGCCAGAGCCCACUGGUCUCCAAACCAGACCUUUCUGAUUACAUCAACGGGGACUUUCAUCGCAAAGAGAAUGGGGUCAGCAAAGCCUUCAGAGAGCAGCAAGACCAUGGGCAGACUGCAGGGGCAUCUGCACACAUGGGAAGCCCUGAGAAGGCCACGCCUUCUGUGGUUAGCUCAGAGGGGAAGUGCACAGCCUGUGGCUCCUACCUUGGCAGCUCAACAACCAAUCUGGCUGUGGCCACUGAGGUCAACCGGACAGUUAAUGACUUGUCUGAGGGCAACAGCCUAACUCAGAAAAACAAAAAUAUUGGUAACUUGUCCGAAAGCAGGGAGCUGGGCACUUCCCAGCAGGAGCCCAAAGCCAGGACUUUGGGCCCCGGGGGGUCUCCAGUUUGGAUUCUUCCUUCCCGGCAACGUAUUAAUACGGAGAGAAUCAGGGAGACAUACAUUGGGGAUGUCACUUACAUAGAUGAUGUGGAUUCUGCUCUAGACAGUACUGACACUUCUGACAGCUGUAAGACUGACAGCGAAGAGGCUGGGCCAGGGAGCUCCCAGUCAGAGGGGUACUCGGAAACAAGAAGCCGCUGUCACAAUGGCCACAAAGCUUCUAGGGGAAAUGGCACUCCAGGGAAGGGAGCAAUAGGCAGGAAGGUAGAGCAGGGAAAAUGCAAGAUGGAUGGCAGUGGAGGGGGUGGUGCCUUGGAUGACUCACUUGGUUCUAGCAGAAUGGUGCUCAGGAAGGAUGCAAAUGGAGAUAGGACCCCCAGCUUGAAGGACUCCCUGGUGCUAAAAGAGAAUCCUGGGCUAAGGUCAAGACCCAAUGGGGUAGAAGCAUUUUCUAAAUGUGAACACCCCCGAGCUCCACCUCAGCUAGCUGGAAAGAACAGUGGCCAAGAGGAUGCAAUGUUUGCCCCAGCACAGCAAAGAAAGCUUCACCUUCCACCUCCCACACUGCAUCAGCCAUCAGCAUUGCCAGCACCCGAGGCAGAUGAUGAUCUCUCAGGAAACAGAGAAUCAGGGGAGAACUUAGCCCCCUCCCAUCCACCAACUGCCAGCAUAAGCCAAAGUAGCAGGAUAAGAGUCAAUCCCCAACAAACAAAGCAAGGGGUUCUUAAUUACAGCUUGGCAGCUCACAUCCCCACUCCCCCUUCCACAAAGAAAGCUUCCACCCCUAUGCCUUACAGGAAGGCUGUCUUGACAGGCAGCUACAGGUUGACAAACCAAGAAACUGGGUGCCUGGACCAGACCAAUAAACUAGUGACUUGUUCCACUUCCCCUCCCAGUAAUUUUCAGCACAAAUGUGAGUCCAUGCUGGAGGAGCAGAAGGACCAGCAGAAUCCAAAGGGGCUUUCUAAGAGCAAAUGUCAAGCCUUGUCUGCCAACAACUGCAACAACACACACGCCAAACAUCAGCAGAGUUGCUUGGAUGAGAGCCAUGGACAACAUGAGCUGAGCGACCAGAAAGUGUCUGGUUCUUUGGGAGAAACUAAAGGUUUGUCAUCAGGGGCUGAUCCCUCUGCUGCUCCCAGCACCAUUGGCUCAGCUGUCGUCACCUUCUCCCUGGCGUCCAAGGAGCUGGACUCUGCCCACACCACUCAGUUACCUGAUCAGAAAGCUGUAGGGCCCAGGUUGCAGAAGGCAAAGCAGCUUGUGGAAGGGAACAUAACACCAUGCAAACAGUUGGGUACCCAGCCAGAGACCAAGAAGUCAUCUUCCUCCACAGCAAGCAGGGAAGGGGGCAGCUCUUCUGCCUCAGGGCUGAAAAAGUUCUUCUCCGUUCUUAGCCAGAACACCAAGCAGAAGCUGGGCAGGUUCCGGUGCUACAGCAUGGAACAGCUCCCUCCCGAGGCUCCAGGCUCAGUUCAACCUCCAGAAGUCAGGUCAAAUGCCACUGAGUCUUCCAAAAUGAAGAAAUCUCCUUCCCUGCAGUCUUUGCGACUGAUGCCACCCUUCAGCCAACCGAGAAAAGCCUCAUCUGUGCAGAACCUCCAUUCUUUCUUGGGCAGGACAGACCGGUCCAAUGCUUACUUGGUGGUGGAGCCGGAGGAAGACAAAACAACUGAUAGGAAAGUGGGCAUUCUGCCCCGGCGUUCUCUCAGCGUGGAGGACAUUGGCACCCCUGACUUGGUACGAACUGUUGGUCGAGUUGUAGAAGUCUUCCCGGAUGGUACUAAUCAACUGGAGCUACAGCGCCCCCCGGGUGGCACCUUUGGGUUCCGUGUCUCCUCUGGGAAUGGCCGUCCUGACACAGGCAUCUACGUCCAGGAGAUGACAGACGCCAGCACAGCAAAGCUGUAUGCAGGACUCCUUGGCAUAGGGGAUGAGAUCCUAGAGGUGAAUGGUGCCACAGUCACUGGGCUUGGUUUGGCCCACAUCAACAAACUGUUAUUGCAGGCCAACACCCUGACCCUCAGAGUGCUGAAGCACAGACCCAUCAGGCGGUAGUGUGCAAGACUCAAGAGUCCUGUUGAUCAGCUCUCAGGAAGCACAGUGCUCCUUGACAUUUUGGUGUCUUCACUGAACAAGGAGGAAUCUGCAUAUAGGCGAUGUCCCUGCUGCUUAUUGGUGCCAUGCAAUGCUUGUAGAUGCCCAGUCCUUGCCAUGGGACCCAACUCCCACUACUAGGAGAUGCCUUUGCGACUUGAAAGAUAUGGCUGGUGUUCAGCCUUACCUCCUGAGCUAUGCUCCGUCUGCAUGUGUUGUACCUUUCUGUUCUAAAUAUUUAACUUAUGUGAAGUGUGACAGACAACAUGGAUCCCUAUCCAUGGCCAAGAGACUGAGGACUACCUGUUCCAUAUCUCUGUGGAGCAGCUGGUGCAUGGUGCAGCCUAAGGCUAUCUCUAGCUCCUAGGAAAUAUGAGAAGUGCCCUGCAGGCUGUGUGAGUGUGCCUGACUUAUCUCUGCAGAGAAUUAACAGCAGGGGUGCUGUACCCCAGACUGCUGGGCAGCAGUCAGCAACUGAGCUGUUUCUGUGCAAUAUUUUGCUCCCCAGCACUGGGGAGCUGGUGGGUUUGAUUUCUUCCCUCUGUCCACACAACAAUGGACACAUUUGGGGGAAGGAUUGAGACCUGGUGUCUCAACGCCUGUGGUUUCCAGUGGCUAGCCAGCAGGGGGUGCUGUUUGACCAGUUUAUUCUUCAGACUCCAUUUUGCUGGACACUGGGUAGCACCUGCUGCUGGUGUUUUCAGCCAGGAAGAGCUAGGCCAUCAGCUGUGCAGUGAGAGCUGCCAUGCCUCUCAUCACAUUUGUGUCUGUGAUCAGGUUGCAGCUACUCCAUCAUGGAACCUCCUAUCAAAGAGCCCCAAAUCUUUCUUGUGGACCAGCUUAAGUUGAGACGAAGGCCCAUUGUAUUCCUGGGCUAACUCACACUGGACAAAUAAAGGGCAUGGCAUGGUACCUUUCUGGCCCAGCCCAACUUAUCUAAAUGGCAAAUGACUGUUUAAACAGCAUUGGAGACCUCUAUACUUGAUCAAUGGGUUUCAUUUAAAUUAUUAAAACUUUCUGAUGAAAA
Messenger RNA from Alligator mississippiensis (American alligator), 5533 nucleotides. RefSeq names its product KIAA1614 ortholog. Gene Ontology annotation, molecular function: protein kinase C binding. Lineage: Eukaryota; Metazoa; Chordata; Crocodylia; Alligatoridae. Gene Ontology annotation, cellular component: apical plasma membrane; cell cortex; nucleus. The record is from RefSeq and is a predicted model, not a curated record. Bases 559 to 4467 code for a protein of 1302 amino acids. Gene Ontology annotation, biological process: regulation of cellular localization; centrosome cycle; establishment or maintenance of cell polarity. The transcript has 10 exons.